AUGUGUGGGGUUAGGGAAAUAGUACGUCUGGCAGCGGUGCUGUUACUUCCUGUUGUUUCUUUAAGGGAACACCUAAAGCCCCUUGAAGAGGAAACGAAUGCUCCGUUUUACUCGACUAAACUCAAUGUUUCGGAGAGACAUUCUUCUGCAACAAAAAUUAUUCACCUCUACUUUAUAGUAGAUGCUACAGUGAAAUUAAAAUUUGGGCUCAAUAUUCAAAAAUACGUGCAAGGUCUCUUCUCAUCACUUCUUAUUUACGUGGAACACAGGGAAUCUUACCGGCUCUCGUUGAAGCUCGUAGGAAUGGAACAGCUGGACAAACAUAUGACGGAAAGGUUGCUUGUGAACUCUACGGAACAUGAUAUGAUUAUAGAGGAAGAACGUGUGUUGUUGCCACAAGAAGCGAUUCGUCUCAUGAAAUCGGUGGAUCGAGGAAUAAAGGAGCUUGACGCAUAUAUCGUGCUUACAAGGCAUCCUAUAUACAACCAAAGGGGGGAGGAACUUGACGCUUGGAGCGGGGGCCCAUGCACGAUAUGUAGUGAAAACAACUAUGUGUUCGUACGUAGUACCGGGUACUUUCAAGAAAUGGACAACCUAAAAAUUCAUCUGUUCCAAAUCUCCAAAAGGAGCCAAACAACGUUCAUAAACGAAUGCAAUAAAGAAUUUGUGAAGUAUAAGCUUACUAAGAGAGCUCCCGUCAUGGAAGACCUUGUUGUGCAGGACACGCCUCUUCUGCUCCGCCACGAGCUUGGCGACGAAUAUUACAGUCGGCGAAAGGAACUGCUAUGCUCCGUGGUGAUUUCAGUUCUCUGA
Ixodes scapularis (black-legged tick) is the source of this 813-nucleotide messenger RNA. RefSeq lists its product as uncharacterized. NCBI's taxonomy places the organism in Eukaryota, Metazoa, Arthropoda, Arachnida, Ixodida, Ixodidae. The record is from RefSeq and is a predicted model, not a curated record. The coding region runs from base 1 to 813 and encodes 270 amino acids. The transcript has 8 exons.